GGAAAUGUGCGCGGGUUCGAUUACGUCAUGGACGCGCGCGGGGGGUGCAAAUGGAAGAGUUAGCGGUCUCUUCAUAAGCCGGCUCAAGUGCAUUGCCUCCCUGCUUUUCAAAGACUUAGAAUCCAUUGCUAUAUGUGGCCAGCCGUAUUGUAUGUCCUGUUCUAUCAACACCUAAAAAAAUGGCAUCGACAAUGGAAGCAGCAGAUAUCGUUGUUGUUGCCAUGUACUUCGUUCUUGUCCUGUGCUUUGGCUUUUUUGCAAUGUGGAAGGCGAAUCGAGGUACUGUGAGUGGAUACUUCCUGGCUGGUCGUUCCAUGAACUGGGUGAUGAUCGGUGCAUCGUUGUUCGUUAGUAACAUCGGCAGUGAGCACUUCAUCGGCCUUGCUGGCUCAGGUGCAGCAAGCGGUUUCGCUGUAGGUGCAUGGGAGUUCAAUGCGAUUCUACUGCUGCAGCUCCUGGGCUGGGUCUUCAUACCUGUUUACAUCCACUCAGGUGUGUACACCAUGCCAGAGUACCUCUCCAAAAGAUUCGGUGGUAAGCGGCUAAAGGUUUUCUUCGCAUUCCUAACACUGCUCCUCUACAUUUUCACCAAGCUCUCAGUGGAUCUUUAUUCCGGAGCACUCUUUAUCCAGGAAUCUCUGGGCUGGAACCUGUACAUAUCUAUAAUCCUGCUCAUCACUAUCACCGCCCUUCUCACAGUCACAGGCGGCCUGGCGGCGGUCAUUUACACAGAUACUCUGCAGGCGUUCCUCAUGAUAUCAGGAGCACUGUGCCUGAUGGCUAUUAGUUUAGUCAAGGUGGGAGGUCUUGAGGGUUUGCGCACCAAGUACAUGAAUGCCUUUCCCAACAUCACUGCCAUUGAGCUAGAGAAAAACAUCACAUACUCAAAUUCCUGCCAUGUGCAUCCUAAGCAAGAUUCAUUCAAGAUCUUAAGAGGUCCAUUGGACAAAGACCUGCCGUGGCCUGCUUUUCUUCUGGGCCAGACUCCAGCCUCGAUCUGGUACUGGUGCGCUGAUCAGGUCAUAGUCCAGAGAGUCCUGGCAGCCCGAAAUAUUGCCCACGCCAAAGGGUCAACCCUGAUGGCCGGCUUCCUAAAAGUUUUACCAAUGUUUAUCAUUGUGAUUCCAGGAAUGAUUUCACGUGUGCUCUUUGCUGAUGAACUCGCUUGCAUUGGUCCGGAGCACUGCAUGGAAGUCUGUAACAGCAAAGCUGGUUGCACUAACAUCGCCUAUCCUCGCCUCGUCAUGAACAUCAUGCCUGUUGGUCUACGAGGGUUGAUGAUGGCGGUGAUGCUCGCCGCGCUCAUGAGCGACCUAGACUCAAUCUUUAACAGUGCCAGUACUAUCUUCACCCUUGAUAUCUAUAAGAUGAUACGUUACCAGGCUUCCUCCAAAGAACUCAUGGUGGCGGGACGCAUGUUUGUGAUCCUCAUAGUGGCCAUUAGCAUAGCUUGGGUGCCAUUCAUCGUUGAGAUGCAAGGUGGUCAGAUGUUCCUCUACAUUCAGGAGGUGUCUGAUUACCUUACGCCACCCAUUGCUGCACUGUUCCUGCUUGGCAUUCUCUGGAAACGUUGCAAUGAGACUGGUGCAUUCUGGGGUGGCAUCGUGGGCUUCUUCCUAGGAGCCGUAAGACUCAUUCUUGCUUUUGUUUAUAGAGAGCCGGACUGUGACACAACUGAUGUCCGCCCUGCUUUCAUCAAGGAUGUACAUUUCAUGUAUGUGGCGGCUGUAUUGUUUUGGGUUUCAGGGCUUGUGACAGUAGUCGUCAGUCUUUGCACAGAUCCACCAAGCAAGGAACAGAUUGCUACGGCUACUUUUUGGGGACUACGCGACAGGAAUCAACCAGAGAACGGCAAAAUUCAUCAGCUGUCUGUAAAAACUAAAAAAGAGAAGUCAGUGGAUGAAGUGGAAAUUAAACAGUCAUCUCAGGUUAUUCAAACUGGGUCUGAAAUACCUUCAAAUGGCCACUUGGAGUCUCAACAUACCCACAAACACCAGGGCAUUGAUCAUGUAGGUGGAGAUAAGAGACAGUGUGUGAAAUGUUUUGAGUGGUUUUGUGGUUUUAAUACAAAUUCUGAGGAAGAGGCACUAGAUUCACCUUUUGGAGAUGACAACAGUAAUGUUACUGAAAUGCUCAAAGAACCUCCAAAAACCAAAAUUAUCCUCAACCUCGGUCUCUUGUUAGUGUGCACACUUGGAAUAUUUUUGUUUGUGUACUUCUCUUUGUAAUAUUCCUCAUCUAAGUUUACACAGCAAACAUGUUAUAUUGAUAUUCUUAUACAUUAUACAUAUUAUAUAUCUAAGGUGUAAUUUAUUAAGGUGUAAAUUCUAUUUUUAAUAGUGUUUUGCACUGUAGUGUUGCAUAAUGUACAACUCACAUUGUACUGCCAAGUAUACUGUAUUAGUGAUAUUCUUUAGUGCUGGUUGCCAUUGCGCUGCCAGUACUGUACAAUUGCAUGUCAGACAUUCACAUUAUGAAAUGAGUGCUCUGAAAGAGCAAUCAAAGAUCUGAUGUCAUUGCAUGUGACAUUACAACAGGAAAUAUUUAAAGAUAAGAAACAUCUUCAGUUUUUGUAAACUUAGUGUUCAUCAUUGAUCAACAGUAUUUUUGGCAUAAUGGUGAUUACCACAACAUUUAAUUUCCACUUUUUCUUUUUUUCUUACCAUUAAGUCCCUAUUUUUCUUGAAACAUCUUGGUUGGACCAUUUAACAGAACAAUGGAUGUGAAUGGGGCCUGCAUGCUAAAAUAAUAAUAAUAAUAACAAUAAUAAUAAUAAUAAUAAAAUCUUGGUAACCAUUUUUGGUAAAAAAAAAAAAAAAAAAAUGAUGAUGAUGAUUUCAACAGCUUUACAGAGGAUUUGUCAUUUAUCUGCCUAAAUUUCCCAAAACAUUUGCCACAUUAACUUCCAUUAUAAGUGUAACCGUGAUUUUAGCUUUUGUUCUAGCUUUGUUUUUAAAACAAGGGAUGAGUUUUUUUUU
Molecule: messenger RNA, 2978 nt
Organism: Carassius gibelio (silver crucian carp)
Lineage: Eukaryota; Metazoa; Chordata; Actinopteri; Cypriniformes; Cyprinidae
Product: sodium/myo-inositol cotransporter-like
Exons: 2
Coding region: 180-2228 (682 amino acids)
Biological process (GO): transmembrane transport; myo-inositol transport; inositol metabolic process
Cellular component (GO): plasma membrane
Molecular function (GO): D-glucose:sodium symporter activity
Source: RefSeq, a predicted model, not a curated record